Molecule: messenger RNA, 1156 nt
Organism: Nymphaea colorata (pocket water lily)
Lineage: Eukaryota; Viridiplantae; Streptophyta; Magnoliopsida; Nymphaeales; Nymphaeaceae
Exons: 2
Coding region: 126-995 (289 amino acids)
Cellular component (GO): plastid
Source: RefSeq, a predicted model, not a curated record
CCAGAACACAAAGAAGAAGAAAAAAGAAAGAGGGAAAAAACAACCGCCACCAAUCACGUGAAUCACCAAGAAAUUCCCUCCAUCUUCCGUCGGACGGAGGACCGAGUUCUGCAACAAGGCAAAAGAUGGCCUUCUUCUGCAGCUUCUUUCUCUCCAUAUCCCCACCACCCACCUCCUGCAACCUCCUCCAAUCCCCACCACUAUGCCUUCCCAGACCCCUAACACUUCCAGCACCCAAACUCAUGAGGAUGGUCAUGGCUUCCUCUUCAAGAAGAGGCACCAUUCCAGCAAGGGACAUGGUGAUAGACUAUGGCAAGUAUAGAGGAAGAAUGCUUGGGACCCUCCCUUCCUCCUACCUCAAAUGGGUCUCCAAGAAUCUCAGGGCUGGGGACUACCAGGAGUGGGCCGACCGUGCAGACGAAGUCCUCGCCGACCCCGUCUACGCCGACCGCAUCGAGUGGGAGAAUGCUCAGAAAAUCCUAACCGGCAAUGAGGUAUCGCGAGUCGCCGGGACGAGGAGCCACUCGAAUUCUUUCACCCAAAAACCGGUUUCUGAUCUGUUGGACAUCAGUAGGCGUUUUGGCUGGGACAACGAUGAUAAGGAAGGCUGGAGAAAGGUCGAUUUCAACCUUCUGGGGACGUCGAAAGGCGGAAGGAUACCGCGACUUAAGGAUACGCAGAGGUCGAGCGGGGCGGUGCCUUAUCACGAUGAUGGUGGUUCGCAUAGGUUGUCUUCUUCAUCUUCCUCCCCUUUGAUUAAAUCGAAUGGUGACGGCGACAAUGUGAGGUCAGGGGUUGAGAGGAGGCGGGAACUGAGGAGGGAGAGGCAGAGGAUGAGGAAGACGGAGGAUGGUGGCGAUUUAGUUCAGCAGCAACACCAAAGAUCGGUAAAAAGCUCCUCUUAUUCGCCGCCGUCCGCGGAGGGCGAGAGGCGCAACCCUUUUCCGGGACGUCAAGCCAUUCUGAGAAAGCUCGAGAUGAACAACCGCGGCUGAAUAGGGACGAAUAAAUUCACGAAAAGGUUUUUGAAGGCUGACAUUGGGUGGACAGUGACAGAAGGCGGUUUGCUUCUCUGCUGCUGAGUUCUAUCUUUAAAAUAUUAGAGAAGGAAACCAUGCGAAACAUUUCUUUUUAUAAGGGAAAGGCGGUCAAGAAU